CCGGCUGGGAGGAGCCAGACGUGGUAAUAAAGCCUGUCCCGUCUGCUCCACUUCAGUGUUGAAGAGAGUUCCUGUCUAUCAGCCGGAGAAGUGUGUGUGUGUGUGUGAGAGAGUGUGUGUGUGUGUGUAUCAGUGUGUGUGGAUGCUUUGUUAAUGAGAGGCAAACAGAAAACAGAGAGCUCUGCCAUUAUCUGAUCUGGACUCCCAUCUCUUUUUAAACCCUCUCCAGGACUGUGGGACACUCCAGCUGAUUUGCCGGCCUGCAUUUUGUCUCAGAUCACAGCUGGACAGGCGGACGGGCUUGACAGACGAGCUGGACAGAGAUUGUGAAGGGGAUCAUAAAGGCUGUUGCCGGGUAUCAUUGCCGGCAGAUCUACCAGACCUGCAUUUUGGAUAAAGAGCUCGGCUGCACUGUGGCUGACCGGUGACCCCGAUCUGCAGCCUAACCAUCUUCUGGGUCACCACUGAGCUAAUAGAGGUGGUCUGGCCGGGCCUGAUGUGGAAUUUGACCCCGACUGACCCUGUACCACAAGUAGUUUUUCACUGAGCCUGGACUGGGAAAAAGGGAAGGAUAAAAGAGCAAGAGGGGCGACAAACAAGAAAGGAAGAAGAAAAGGAGAGCAGUGAGAGCAGCAGCACAGCGACCGCUCUUCCAGCAUGCCGGUGGAGACCUUGCGGCCAUCAGACGGGCGUCUGGCCGGGGUUCCCUUCACCUCUGCCAUGCCCUUCAGGAUACUUAACAAGGGUCCAGACUACUUUCGUCGCCAGGCUGAGCCCGGGGCCCGUAAACUGAGUGCUGUAGAACGUCUGGAGGCCGACAAGGCCAAGUAUGUAAAGAGCCAGCAGGUGGCCCUCACCCGUCAGGCCCCCAUCAAACCACCAAUCAUCCGCAAGCCCCUUGUUCCUCCGGGGAUGAUGCUCCAGUGCCAGAUCAGCGCUCCUCCAGCCCGCAAAGUUCCCCGCUGCCCAGCUGAUGUGGAUAAUGGUGGAGGGAGAGAGGGACCUGGAGGGAGAAGAGGUCCUGCUCUCAACUUGGAUAUUCUGAAUAAUCUUAUCAAUGAUGUAUGUGAUGGACCAAUGCCCUGUUCCCAGUCCUCUUCCUCCACCUCCCCCUCCUCAUCAUCUCCUUCGUCAGGAGCUAAGAGCAUCGGCAGCAGCCUGUCAGCAGAACAGGAGAGGAGCAACCGACCCCUCAACAACCUCAAACCUUUGAAUCACGGCACCAUCAACUCGUCAUCCACCUCCUCCUGCACUUCCUCUCCGCUCAACAACAACCCCCAUGCCCCUGCAGCAGAACUUACUCGCCGCCCACCCCCUAUACCGACAAGAGCACCCCGCAUUGGGGUUCCAGGGCCCUAUAGCUCCCCUAACUCAGUGACAGUGCGCAGGGUGGACGUUCGGCCUCAGGCUGACUUAAAGAAGCCUCAGAGGGCCCAGCUGCAGCCCCAGCUCAGGCCCAGACAGACUGCACAGGGCCAAGUGGCACACCCCCAGGUCCCACCUCCUCCACCCCCUCAGAACCAACCCCAACCCACCCCUCAGCUCAACACCCCCUCCCAAAUCCUCCCCCCACCUCCAGCCUACCUGCCACCCAGCCCCAUGCUGAUCCGAGCAGGCAUGAUCCCGCCAGCCUCCCCCGCUUUCACCCGUAUAUCAAACGCCAGUUCCAAGGGGUCAGCCCGUAAGCACCCAUCUUUGCACCGCUCCAAGUCGGACCUGAGCGACCGUUACUCCCGCGCCACAGCCGACCUGGAGCGCUUCUUCAACUACUGCGGGCUGGACCCAGAUGAGGUGGAGGGCAUGGGAGGAGUGGAGCGCUUUACAAGAGCCAAUUCGGACAUUGUAUCCGUGUCCAAGCUCCGCAGCGUCAGUACGCCCAGCUCGGAGGCUGACCGGGUUAGGGAGGACGGAGGAGAGGAGGAUGACGAGGACGGGCCAGCCAGAGCCAACGAACGGGUCCCCUACGGCAUCUCCGUCAUUGAGAGGAACGCUAGAGUCAUAAAGUGGCUAUACGGCAUCCGUCAAGCGCGAGAUGCUAAUAACGCUGUCUCUAACGUAUAGACUAAUGAGGACUUGAAAGGUGACAAACAGGGAAGCAGUACUUUUUAUGUGUAUACAUAUGUCUGAAGAAGAGAAGCCCAUGUGUUCAUCUUCUGCUGCCUUACAUCACAUUUUAAGGAUAAUCUGGUAGUUGUUUUUACUGUUUCCUGUGACGACUCACACUUUUUUUGGAAAUUACACAGCAGUGUUUUUUUAUCCGGGCUGCAAGUCAGGACUGCUUCCCUGCAAGACUAAAUGGACGAUACAUUUCUCUUUUCCUUCCCUUGAUCUUGUAACAAUAUUGGUAUAUGAAAGCAAUAAUAGACUGGUAUAAAUGAUGAUGGUGAGAAUGAAGGCAGAGGAUGUUUGCAAUUGUGGUUCCUCACGUAAAGGUACUGUGUGUGUGCGUGUGUGAGUGCGUACGUGUACCAGAGAUCUGCGCAGGACAAAGCCAGACUCGAACUUUGCUACAAACUGCUGGAGAGUCUGAUGCUACACAGUGCAGUGACUGUCGAGAGAGCCAGCAAGAGAACCACGUUGAUACUGUGAAACUAAAAGGCUUCCAUAAACACGUUUGUAUUUUCAAAAAAACAAAACCUUUUGGCUGAAAGACUGUUAUUAUACAAAUUUCUGUUAGCAUGCGAGUGAAACGUUUGUACAUUUAUUUUAGGGUUUGUCAUCUCAACGAAGCACACAAAUUACACUCACACAGAUAAUCACUUCACGGCACACACGUACAUUCAGGUCAAUUACAGUGAAUAUGGUAGCAGCUGCAGUUAGUGCUGUCUGUGUAUCUGGCUGUAACAUUUGUCUAGUUGUGUGUUUGCAUCUGAAACAUGGUCUCAUGUCUUGGAUUAUGCUGCACUGGUGCAGCGAGAGAAAUCUGUUUACUAUGUAUGUCUUUGGCACAGAUGAGAGAGCAAGUCAUAUGAGAAGGGAUGAUCUCAUAAGUGGAUGGUUGAAGCAAGUGUAGCAUGUAAAAGUUAUUUUGCCUCCAGAGAGACGGAGAGAGAAAAUCAAAGGAUGGGCAAAAGGAUGACUGAGAAGAGUAUACUCAUGGAUAGAAAAAUCUAUGCUGUAUAAAUAUGUCUGCGGUUCUGAAGGUGUCUCAGGAAGAUGUACUUGGCAUACUAACAGAAAUGGACCAAUAUUUAUUUGGAAGAUGUAACUUAAUGUAUUUUUUAAUAUUGGACAACAUUGUGUACAGAAUCCAGUCUUUGCUCUUAAGUGCAAUCUGAUAAUAUCUACUACAAUUACAGUAAAUGUAGGAUCACAUUUAAACACACAUGCAAAUACAUGCACCGGUCACAUGAUAAGUGUGAAUUUUGUAAACCUGGGGGCUGCUACGAGUAACGUGUGCCCUGCUGCUCUGUGGGGAGCACUAAAGAGACUGUAGUGUAUUUAUUUGACUUCCUGUACAAGUUCUCCACCCUCUGCAUCUACUUCCUUUAACGUUUCAGGAUAUUCAGUAUGAGCAACAGCCAGGUUUUCCUCUUUGUACACGUACCUAUCAUAGGUAGAUGAAGAGCAGCGCACAGCGGCAGUCAGAUCAGAGGGCUGGAGAAUGCAACAGCAGCGACCGUGAACAAAGUGUGCUGUUGAAUCCGGCACUGGAUGCCCAAAGAGUCUUCAAGUGAGAUCCAAAAUGCUUUACCAUGGUGUAUUCUAAACAAUUAAUAAAAAUGUUGAAGUACA
Messenger RNA from Micropterus salmoides (largemouth bass), 3735 nucleotides. RefSeq names its product protein FAM110A. Lineage: Eukaryota; Metazoa; Chordata; Actinopteri; Centrarchiformes; Centrarchidae. Bases 658 to 2061 code for a protein of 467 amino acids. The record is from RefSeq and is a predicted model, not a curated record. The transcript has 2 exons.